This is a messenger RNA of Saccostrea echinata, 3002 nucleotides long. RefSeq names its product adenylate cyclase type 6-like. The transcript has 20 exons. NCBI's taxonomy places the organism in Eukaryota, Metazoa, Mollusca, Bivalvia, Ostreida, Ostreidae. The coding region runs from base 1 to 2922 and encodes 973 amino acids. Gene Ontology annotation, biological process: intracellular signal transduction; cAMP biosynthetic process; adenylate cyclase-activating G protein-coupled receptor signaling pathway. The record is from RefSeq and is a predicted model, not a curated record. Gene Ontology annotation, molecular function: adenylate cyclase activity.
AUGACAACUGCAAGCGCGCGAGUCUACCCGAUGCUUGCAGACGAUCGCAAACUGACCGCUAAGCUUACAGUAGCAGACGAACAAGCCAUGGAUGGGGAGGAUGAAUGGACAAUUCUCCACGAGAGAUUCCCGUGGAAACGCUACAAAUCAGAGACUAUAGAGCAGAAAUACAUAAUAUUCAGGAAGGAGAAAAUGCUGUGUAUCUCAAAACACUUACCUUUAUCGUCUGUUAUAUUCGGAGGCAUUAUUUUUGCGCUCAGUAUUUUCCAUUUUGGAGAAGAGAAGGUACCGACUAUAUUAUCAACCUGCAUCUUUCUCCUGGUGAAUAUUGCCGUUCUUAGUCUGUACUGCGCUAAGGAAAUUCAGACUAACAUUUCGCACAUCGUUUCACAAUUUGUUAACAUUUUGCCCUUUUUCCUGUUAGUAUGUAUACAGAUUUUGGAUCUACGGGAUAUUUCGGUUACAAGUACCCGGAUGGAAUGGGUGGUGUUCUUGGUCUUUUUAGCGUUUGUCACCCUCCCUGUAAGAUACUGGGCUUGCUGUGGGUGGAUUUUCGUGUUGUUUCUCGGACACAUAUCAGCUAUUGUUUUCAAAUUGCUAAGAAGGGGAAUUUCCUCUACUGAACUUGUAUAUCAGAUAUCUUUGAAUGCAACGAUAUUUUUCUGUACCUGUGCAUUUGGAACCUACAUGUAUCAUCAAAUGGACAUGUAUCUUAGGAAUGCUUUCUAUGUGAUGAAGGACUCUUUCUUCACUAACAUUGCAAUAGAACGCACCCAAACCCUACAGAAAAAUCUGCUUUCCUCCACUUUGCCAAAAGCUGUUGUAGCAAAGAUAUCGCGAGAUUUCUCGGUAUACAGAUCGAAUUCCUUCCGCGAGCUAUGUCACAUGUGCCAUGAUGACGUCAGUAUGCUGUUUUGUAAUGUUGUGGGUAUAAGUGAUCUAGCCGAUAGAUCUCCCCAGUCCUGCCUAGCGCUAAUCAACGACCUGAUGGUACAGUGCACUGUCCUUGCAAAGAAGCAUUUUAUGGAGGAAGUCGGCUGGUCCCUAAAUGAGUAUAGUGUCGUCUGCGGUGCCAUGGAGACACGAGCGGACCACCCUAUACUGACUGUCUAUAUGGCUAUGGCUAUGUUAGAUUAUUUCAGGGAACUGAAGCAGAAAGUAAAAAUUCCUAAUGUACAUCUAAAGAUUGUCGUCCAUACUGGGGAUUUAAGUACAGCUGUCUUUGGGAUCCGUAAUUGGAAAUAUGACCUUCUUGGAAAUGAUGUCAUCAAAGCCAAAGCCUUAUUAAAGCAGACUCACAACGGACAGGUUCUUAUCUCCAGCGCUACCAGAUCAACUCUACAUGACGAAUUCAUCAUAGAGACCAUCUCAGAAUCAGCAUUCUCUGUCAAAUACGUCGUCAAACGGUUCAGUUCCUCUGAUUAUGAAAUGGGAAUCGCGGCUCGCAGAAUUCACAGAAAGCAACUAGAAGAGGACGUCCAAAAGCUCAGAGAUAGGAGCAUAAAAAUUCGUGAGUUAAAAAGGAAACGAUCAAGUAUACAGACUUUAUACCAGAACUCGAUUAAACACGUGUGUGACAGAAAAAAGGAACAUCUGAGUGUGGUCUAUAUCUGUCUUUGUGUUGGUUUCAUUCUCACAAACUUUUACAUCAACACCGUCAUCUCUCAUACUUCAUCGACAGACUUUAUAGUUCUAGCCAUAUCGGUACUGUUUCAACUGAGUUUUAUCCCCGUUAAUCUCCUCAUUGGUAGAAAAGAGGGUCAUAAGUCGAUUCUAACUUUAAUAUUUGGGCACUUGUUUUUGAUUGGAGUCGUUGCUUACUUCAGUUUUUCAACUGUGAUAUUAUUGGUAGAUUGUAAAACCAAAUUUUUAUCAUACAACGAUACAACGGUUCUCGCCUCUUCACCGCUCAAUGAUGACAUGUGUUCUUUCCAGUCCUUUCUCACAGUAGCAGCUAGUAUUCUGUUGGUCGCUUUCUCCACCUGUGGUGUGAUUGGACUGGCCAGCAAGCUUUGUUUUAUUACUACUAUUGCGACACUACACUAUCUAAUAAAUCUCACUGUCUUUCCUUCAUUUUCUAAGUGGUUUUUAGAUUAUCCCGGGUCAUCAGUGCCAAAUCACGAUAUGACGGUUCACUUUAGUGGAAUUUGCGUCUGUGUCCUCUUUCUUAACAUACAGAUCUCCAGUCUUUCCAGUGGGCUAGUGGCUUUAACCUUAAGAAAUAGACGAAAAAACCAACAGCUUUUAGACUGUAAACAGAAAUACAGAUUGCUGGUGCUAGAAUGCUUUCCAUUUGAAGUAGCGACCGCCUUUCUUAACUUUGUUGACCAUCAUAAGAGCGUGUUUGAGGGAACAUUUAAUGAUGUCGGUGUUGCGAUCCUUUCGAUGCCUUCUCAUGAAGAAACGCUAGAUUUGGACAAUGAAACAUCCGAGAUUGAUGACAAAAUAUUACAAAUUAUUGAAAAAAUAGAUAAGAUUCUGCUGGAGUUUUCGUACAGCAUGGUACAUCGGGUAGCCUCUUCUGUGACGUCACACACAUUUAUCAGUGGAGUGAGCUAUGGCGUCCAGGAUCAUCAAGAUGUGGAGGAUUACAGACAUCUAGAUCAAUUGAUGAGUUUUGUGAAUCAAGUUCAAAAGAUAUGCUCAGAAAUGAAUGUUGAAAAUAUGAGAGCAGGUGUACACUUUGGAUCCGCUUUGUCCAGUAUCGUAGGUGGAUCCAGAGCUCGUUGGGGUGUUUGGGGAACAACCGUAGAUAUUGCCAAUGGAAUUCACUCUACAUCAGGACCAAACGCAAUUAAGGUGUCAAAGGAGGCUACAGAUAUUUUGGAGACAUUUGGAUACAAUUUCGAAAACCCAGAGAGUUUAGAAGUUGCUGAUGUAUCUGUAACAGUUUUUACAUACAGAGAAUCUUCACCCACUUAAAAGUAUAAUGCUGUGUCGGAAAAUGCACAAUAAUGAUUGAAGUAUCGGUAAUAAACUUUGGUCAAUUUCUGGAAUACUUU